CCCUCUUCAGAUAAUACAGCUCAGGUGGAAGAGGCUUAGGUGGGUCUCCAUGGCAACCACCAAUCAGGAGCUGGGUUGCCUUGGGGUUCAUCUGAGGAGCUGUGUGGUUCCAGCCUCUGGAGACACACACACACACAUAUUGCAAACACCAGCCCAGGGUGGAUCCCUCCUCUGAUCAGCAUUGUUUUCUCUCAGCACAACUUCUGAGAGAUAGAGGAGGAAGAAGCACGAGGCAGCACAAGAGGAAGAGGAGGGAGGCGUUUGGAUGUAGUUUCCCUUGACCCUGUCCUCCUGUGGCCGAUGAACUUUCUGUCUUUCCCUGAAAGGAUCCAGACGCUCUCGUCUCCCAGACAGGGAAGCAGAAUCAGGACCCCCUGAGACCUUCACCUCCACAGAGCCUGAUCUCAGAAAGCCAGGAUCUGGAAGCUCAAUCAUCUGGACGCUUUAGAGACUUUUAUGGCCAUGAGAUUAUCUUACUUUUAUGCGGUGCUUGGAGCUUCCCAAGUUAAUUCACAACUGCUUCUUACAACACCACGACUUUGUCUUACAGACUUAGAAACGAUUGCUCAGAGAGGUUAAGCGUCUUACGUCUUACCCGAGGCCGCCCAGCUGUGAAGGGGGAGGUCUUCUCACUCGGGCAUCAGCUCUCCCCGCCUCAUCCCGUUCUCCCCACCUUGGCUGACAGAGGGGCUGAGGAAGACGCACUCCUGCCCCGCCCCGGCAGGGCCUGGGGGCCAUGUCCCUGCUCCCGUGGCUCCGGGGGAACGAGGCGCCGCCACGGCCGUCGCCGCGGAGCCCGGCGGAGAUGGUGCUGGAGACGCUCAUGGUGGAGCUGGCGGGGCAGAUGCGCGAGGCUGAGCGGCAGCAGCGGGAGCGCAGCCACGCGGUGAGGAAGGUCUGCACCCGCGUGGACUACAGCUGGCUGGCCAGCGCGCCGCGGCCCGCAUACGACCUCAGCCCCGGAGAGAGGCUGCAGCUGGAGGACGUCUGCGCCAAGAUCCACCCGGCCUACUGUGGGCCCGCCAUCCUCAGGUUCCGGCAGCUGGUGGCGGAGCAGGAGCCUGAGGUGCAGGAGGUGUCCCGGCUCUUCCGCUCGGUGCUGCAGGAGGUCCUGGAGAGGAUGGAGGAGGAGGAGGAGGCGCAACGGCUGACGCGCCAGUGGAGCCUGCGGGCCCCCCGAGGCACCCUGACCACCUUCAGGAGCCGUGCGCGCAUCGCCCCCUUUGCCAGCGACAUCCACACCAUCUCUGAGGACGUGGAGCGGGACACGCCGCCGCCGCGGGCCUGGAGCUUGCCCGAGUUCCGGGCACGGAAGGAGGACUGAUCCUGCCUCCCCUGUCCGGGGCGGGGCCCCCUCUGGGAGGGUAUGAUAGACCUGGACCAUCCCGCGUCCUGGAACCUCCCCACUCUGCCCCGACCCCGACGUGGGGCCAAAAUGACUGCCCAUCCCAAGAUAUGCCUGUAAGACAGAGCAACCCCUCCCUGCCCGGCCUCUCCCACUGACCACUAGGCCUAGAGUCAGGGAUUGGAGCUGCACCCAGAGCCCCCUGCUCCCCUGCGCAAGUCGGCUGGAGCAGCCCUUUCCCUGCCCCGCAGAGAUUUUUGAGGGUCUCAGCAGACAGACCACCACCUCUUCCCCAUCUCCUGUUUCUGUCUAGAACGGAAGAGUGGCCCUGCCUUUUGCCAAGUCAUGAGUUCUCACUCCAAUUUAAGGAUGUCCCAUCACCCCCACUCCCUGGAUAGUGAUUAGGGAUGACCCGUUGGCUGGUGGUUAUUCUCUGCUGGUGUCUGUCGUGCACCCCACCACAGCCAGUGGGUCCCAGCCUGGUGGGUGGGCAGAGCUGGAAGGGACCACCGGUCCACUCUCCUCAACUAGUGAGUGAGGAAACAGGCUCAGAAGCGGGCGGGAUUCCGCCACCGUUAACUGCAGCCUGAUCCCCUUGGGCCUUGAGCUUGCUCCCUUACACAGGUAUCUCUGCCCCUGCAUCUGUGAGUCCUGGGCUAUAAUGCGACAAGCCCAAAGGCUGAUCUCCACCUGCCUGUGGUCUGACCCAUCUCUUACCUUGGCACUGGUGUGGGAGUCUGAAGUAGCUGGGGGCAGAGGUGGGUUGCUAUUACCCCACCCCACAGUGUCAUCAUGUGGGAGGGGCCAGUCCCCAGCAGAAACUUCCGGAAGCUAAGCUUCAAGGCCUUUGGACUUGCUGCUCCAGAAAGUCAGGUGUUUGACUCCAGGGUCCCUUCUCUACCUGGCUUUGUCUGCUCUUUGACUUUCUUCAGAGAAGUGAUGUCCAGACUUGUAACUGACCUCAAGGUACCCAAGUGAAAUAUUCCAGAACCUCCCCACAGGCUUCACUGUCUUUCCAUUUCUAACCCAGUUAGAUCUUGGUGAUGGGCAUAUGAUUAUCCAGUGUGUGGAUCAACAGUGGCAGACGUGGAAGUCCAGGCAGCCUCCCCACAUACUCUGGGCUGAAGUUGGGUGGGUGGGGGAUGGGUGGGGAACAUGUCUGGCCCCAAUUAUCAGUGUGUGCUCAGAAAAUCCAAGUGGGUUUUAAUAUUGUGUGCACUAAGUCACUGCAGUCGUGUCUGACUCUCUGCCACCUUAUGGACUGCAGCCUGCUAGGCUCCUCUGACCAAGGGAUUCUCCAGGCAAGAAUACUGGAGUGCGUUGCCAUGCACUUCUACAGGGGAUCUGCCUGACUCAGGGAUUGAACCUGUGUCUCUUUUGUCUCCUGUAAUGGCAGGCAGGUUCUUUACCACUAGUGCCAACUGGGAAGCCCAGGUGUAAAUAAAAUGCCAGAAGGAGACAAUUCAACAGCAGGGGGAAAUCUGUAUAUUCCCUGACCAAACUUAGUGGGAAAAAAGUUCUUUUUAUGAUCUGGUUUUGGAUAUUUUCACUCAGAUCUGGACAAGAGAAUUAUAGGAUGGUGGACAACCUCUCAUCCAACGCUAAUAGGAUGAAAGAGUUAAUUGACUUAUGAACACAAUUGGUGAAAGUUGAGAAUCACUUAAAUAACAUACACAUCUAAAAUAUCUUACAUAUUCUAAGACAUAAAGAUGUUUGUUCAAUUGCUAAACUUUUAACGUAGACCGAAGCUGCAUUCACUUUUUUGGUGACAUGUGUGGCUUGUCUGAUGGGAGUUCUGCACUUAUGUUUUAUUUUUUGUGUGUACUUUAAUCAUAACAACAAGAACAACUGGUAUAAACAGAUUUUGGCCUCUCAUGAAAACCCUCCCUGCCCACCUCAAUCAAGACAGACUGACCCCCACCAGCUUCAGACCCCAGUCACCUACUGGAGGAAGUCCCAGCUGGCAGCACUCAGACCCACAAGUUACUCCUCUGGAUUCAGGUCAUUAAAUGGAGUAGUGAGACCUAAAUUUCUGGUUUUAUAAACCCAGUGACAACAAAUGAAAGAACAAAAUAGUUUGAGAAUCUCCUUGUGAGUGUGGUUUCCGGAGGAGAUGGGUUGAGUCUGCUCCAGACUGGGUAGUUUCUUUGCACUCAGCUCAACACCACUGGCCACUAGAGGGAGUCAGUGGGUGUGGGAACCACUUCCUGAUAACAUUUUCUUUUGCUGAGCUGUUUGUUUCUGUUUUUCACUUGUUUCGCCUUAUGAACAUUUUCAGAUACAGAGAUGUAGAGAGGAAAGUGUAUGGAGUUUCCAUAUGCCCAUCACCAAGGCUUAAAAAUUAAUAACAUGUUGCCAUAUUUGCUUUUCUACUUUUUGGUGAAGUAUUUAAAAGUAAAUCCUAGACAUCAUAUUUUACCCCUGAAUACUUCAGGAUGCACUGCAAAGGAAUAAGAAAAAUUUCCUGUGUAACUACAGUAGAAUACUAUCACUCUUCCCCAGAUUAACAGUAAUUCUUUAGUAUUAUCUAAUGCCCAAACCACAUUGAAAUUUCUCUAGCUUUUCCCAACCAAUGAUCUUUGCAGUUUAUUUCUUUGAAUGAGGAUCUGAUUUGUUUUAUUCUUGGUCAUUUAGUGUUUAUUUAAUUCCACAAUAAAGUGUUGGUUAAAAAGAGUGCUUAUGAAGCAUGAGUGUUAGUGUGUGGUAAGUUAAUGACGGCACAUAAAUGAUAACAAUUCUGCAAAUUAGCCUAAGGAUGCUCUUUACUCAGAUCCUGUUUUAUUCUUCUGAUUAAAGUUCUUCCAGAGCAACCAAGAUUUUCUAAUAUCUUGAAAAAUAACAUCAAAAAUAAUAAUGACAAUAAUUUGUCAAAAGUAAUUUGACUUUCAUUUGGUGAAAAUACUCUUCACAUUUAUGUAUCUUAUUUUUUGAGACAUUCAUGCAAAUGGCAACUGUAAACCUUAUCCUCUUUUCUUGCCAUUUAGAAGCAAAACACUAAAAUUUGUCAAAAUAACUCGAGGUAAAUCUCAAGAAUUCUAAUAGUAGGUAAUGAAAAAACUAUCUUUUGAUGCCAUCAACACAUAGUGAAAUUCAGUCUGUCAUUUUUUUUUUCAGGAUAAAGAACUAUUUGUAUAUUUAUUUAAGAAAUUCUUGUAUAGCUAAAUAUUGUCAGUAUAUCUUAUAUUCGUGUGUUUCUCUAACAAAACACAAUAUGUUAUUUGAAAAUUCAUUCAACCUAAAUGACAAAUCAUUUUUAGACAGUUAUUUAAAAUCAGUUUAACACCUUGCAUCAUUUGUUAAAAUAGAGAAACUGGCAUCUGUUUCCUUAUGAGUAUUAUUACAUAUUAUAUCAAGUUUGCCUUAUUAUAUUUAGUAAGAUGCUAAUCUAAAAAUAAAAACCAUGACUUUAUCAUAAUCAAGGCAGAAAUAGCAAGAUUAUUUUUUAAAGUUUCUAAAAAUGUCCAACGGUUUUUUUUACAAAGAAAGGCAUUCACGAGCUGACCAAAGUUGGGGAGUGUUCUCUAGCACAUCUGAUUGUGUUGCAUUCCAGUUCCAGUUCCCUUGCUGGAACAAAUGCAGCAUUCCCAGAGCCCAGCAGUUGGCAGUCCUCCAGCCGUCUCCCCUCCCAGCUAGCAUUUGGUGCGGGGAGGAUUCCACUCCAGGAACAAGCCAUUCCUCUCCACGUAGCCAGAAUCCUGAGGCUAACAGUUUAGAACUGCUUUCGGCUUGGGCUUGCUGGUAGGGGGCCGGGGGCCUCUGAGAGGCUCUCACAAAGUAUCCAGGAUCCAGAACACAGGGCAGUGUGGAUUGAGGUCAGCCUUUCCUGGGUAGAAAAGAAAUCAAGCCAGUAGGCAAAGAAGCUGUUCCAACAUGUGGCUUCAUGGAUGUGAGAAAUACAUCUUUUACCCAAAUGAGCCAGUCCAACAAUAUUGCUAUGAAUAGAAAUGGCUUCUUCAUCAAGAAAAUUCCUUUAUUAACCUUUGAAUAAAGGUUAAUCCAGGGCUUCCCUGUAGCUCAGAUGGUAAAGAAUCUGCCUGAAACGCAGGAGACCCACGUUCCAUCCCUGGGUUGGGAAGAUCCCCUGGAGAAGGGAAUGGCAACCUAUCCAGUAUUCUUGCCUGGAGAAUCCCAUGAACAGAGGAGCCUGGUGGGUACAGUCCAUGGGGUCGCAAACAGUCAGACACGACUGAGCGACUAACACCACUACUACUAGUAAGCUUUGAAUGGUUUACCUUUACCAUUUACCCACCUUAUCUCACUUGUCUGUGACCCUGAGAGGAAGAGUGUUACAUUUUGUCGCAGGUUACAGGCAAGUGGCCCACCUGGAAUGGAAGCCAGA
Bubalus bubalis (water buffalo) is the source of this 5684-nucleotide messenger RNA. RefSeq names its product RD3 regulator of GUCY2D (gene RD3). The record is from RefSeq and is a predicted model, not a curated record. The coding region runs from base 737 to 1324 and encodes 195 amino acids. The transcript is spliced from 3 exons. NCBI's taxonomy places the organism in Eukaryota, Metazoa, Chordata, Mammalia, Artiodactyla, Bovidae.